AUGUUGCAAAAUUUAAAUGUUCCACCUUUGUUUUCUAUUAAUAGAGAAGAGAUACUUAAACCUGUUCAAUAAGCAUAGGUAGAGCAGGUACCAACCAAAUAAACUGUUGAAAUAAAAGAAAUUGAUUUAAAUACACCAAAUAAAACUUUAUAUAUCAAUAGAUUAAAUGAGAAAGUGACAGCAGAAGAAAUGAGAUAAACAUUAUAUGCAUUAUUUUCAUAAAGUGGAAAAGUGCUUGAUAUAAUUGUCAAGAAAAAUAUUUUAAUGAGAGGAUAGGCUUUUAUUUUAAUGGAAGAUGAAGAAUCAGCAAUAAAAGCUUAAAAAGCAUUUCAUAAUACUUAAUUGUAUGAUAAAGUUAUGGUAAGACUAAGUUUGAUGAUUAGAAAGUGAAUUUUGCUAAAGAAAAAUCAUACUAUAUUUCAAAAGGAGAUUAUGAAGAAAAAGAGAAGUUGCCUAUGAGUGAUAAAAUAAAAGAACAUAAAAAGAGAAUUCAAGAUAAAAGAUAAAGAGAAAUGUUCAAUUAAAAAUAAUAAAGAGAAGCACCAACUAUAUCUAUGCCUUUAACAGUGAAUUAAGUUUACACUGGAGCUAGCAAUAAAUUAAAAGUAUUAUUAUAUAUUUAAUUCUUCGAUUCCAAAUUAACCAAAUAAAGUCUUAUUUGUUGAAGGAUUGCAUUUAGUUGACUUUGUUAACUUAGAACAGCAUUUUAGAAAUUUUUAUGGGUUUAGAGAGUUUAGAGGAAUCAAACCAAAAGGUGUGGCCUUUGUAGAAUUUGAAGACGAAUUAUAGGCAACUCAUUGUUUGAAUGAAUUAAAUGCGACCUAAUUUGAAGAAGUCACAUUAUAAAUAAGUUAUCAGAAGAAAUGAG
Molecule: messenger RNA, 868 nt
Organism: Paramecium pentaurelia
Lineage: Eukaryota; Ciliophora; Oligohymenophorea; Peniculida; Parameciidae
Source: the annotation of a GenBank genome assembly